CGCUUUAGAGUAGCAGAGACAGAAAACAGUUUUCUGCUCGGAACUCGACAAGGUUGUUGUUUUGUCUGUCUUUUGUUAAUUUCCUCGAAACCUUAUGUCAUGCCGUUGCCAUAUUCGUCGCCGUUUUUUUUUAUGGAGAGAAAUCAAUGGGAAAUGAUGUGAGGUCACUAUCUUUACCCCCCUAUUUUAAUUCCUAGAAGAGGCAUAACUAUGUUCCCUACGAAAGUAAAAAGGCUGCUACAGUUAAGACACACAUUGUGGGGCUGUGCUUCACUUAAAGCCCCCUGCUCCAGACUGGUUUUGGGCAUUGAGACAAGCUGUGAUGACACUGGAGCUGCAGUUAUGGACGAGACAGGGAAAAUACUGGGGGAGUCUCUACACUCACAGAAAGAAGUCCAUCUCAGGACUGGAGGCAUCAUCCCCACAGUGGCCCAGCAGCUCCACAGAGAGAACAUAGAGCGGGUGGUGCAGGAGGCCCUUGAGAGGAGCCACGUGGCCCCCAGCCGGCUCUCAGCUGUGGCCACCACGGUGAUGCCCGGCCUGGGCCUGAGCCUGGGCAUCGGGCUGGACUUCAGUCGGAGGUUUGUCAGGCAGCACAACAAGCCCUUCAUCCCCAUCCACCACAUGGAGGCCCACGCCCUCACCGUCAGGAUGCUCCAGCCGGUUCCCUUCCCCUUCCUGGUGCUGCUGGUCUCUGGAGGUCACUCGCUGCUCGCUGUGGCUCGAGGAGUGGAUGACUUCCUGCUUUUGGGUCACAGUCUGGAUGAAGCUCCAGGCGAUACGAUGGAUAAAGUUGCAAGGCGUUUGUCUCUCAUAAAGCACCCACAGUGCUCCACACUGAGUGGAGGACAGGCUCUAGAGCUCCUAGCAAAGGAUGGAGACAGGUCAAGGUUCCCGUUCAGGACCCCCAUGGGGCAAACGUACGACUGCUGCUUUUCAUUCACUGGGCUACGGAAUCAAGUUAACAUGGCGAUAAUGAAAAAAGAGGCAGAGGAAGGUAUAGAGCAGGGGACUCUGCUUUCCUGUGUGAAGGACAUUGCAGCUGCCACACAGCACACGGUGGCCUCUCAUCUGGCAAAGCGCACGCACCGGGCCAUCGUGUUCUGCAAGGAGAACGGUAUGCUGCCAUCCAGCAAUCCCACCCUGGUCCUGUCUGGAGGAGUAGCCAGCAAUGAGUACAUCCGCAAGACUCUGAGCAUCAUCACUGAGACCACAGGACUACAUCUGCUCUGCCCCCCUGCCAAAUUCUGCACUGACAACGGAGUGAUGAUUGCAUGGAAUGGUGUUGAGCGCCUGAGAGAAGGGAAAGGGAUACUACCUCCAAAUGUGGAUGUCCGCUAUGAGCCAAAGGCGCUGCUGGGUGUGGACAUGAGCGCCGAGGUGAGGGCAGCGGCUAUCAGGCUGCCGUCAGUCCGGAUCAAGAUCCACAACUGAGGCUGCUGCUUUUCUUCUGUCACUCCUAUAGCCCAGAUCAGAGUAUAUACCGUGUAUAUACUGUAUAUGUACAAACACAUUACAAAUAUAUUGUUUAAUGAA
Trematomus bernacchii (emerald rockcod) is the source of this 1536-nucleotide messenger RNA. RefSeq names its product O-sialoglycoprotein endopeptidase-like 1 (gene osgepl1). The transcript has 7 exons. Gene Ontology annotation, cellular component: mitochondrion. Bases 211 to 1434 code for a protein of 407 amino acids. The record is from RefSeq and is a predicted model, not a curated record. Gene Ontology annotation, biological process: tRNA threonylcarbamoyladenosine modification. NCBI's taxonomy places the organism in Eukaryota, Metazoa, Chordata, Actinopteri, Perciformes, Nototheniidae.